AUGACGAUGAUAGUGAUGAUAGCGAUGUCGGCGAUGAUGACGAUGACGAGGGCGACUGCGAUGAUAAAGGAGAAGAAGACGAUGAUGAUUGCGAGUGACAGUGUGGCGUUCGGGUCGGUGGGGGUGGCGGUUUGUGCGAGAUGCAAGGGGAGAGGUGGGUGCUGUGGCGAUAGUGACUGUGAUGGUGACUGCCUCGAGCUGCGGGAUUCGUCGAGAUCCCGCAAAACACUUCAACUCCUUGGCGGUGCAUCUUGGCUCCUCAGCACAGGUCUUUUGCAGAGCCCCAAGCCCGUCAGUGAGACCAUGGCGCGAAGGACUCCGCCGGUGGUCAUCGACAUCGGUACCGGAUGUACCAAGAUGGGCUUUGCUGGCAACAUCGAGCCCACUUUCAUGAUCCCCACUGUCGUGGCCAAUGCUGCCAAGAAGUCAACCGGGAGUGUACAUAUCAGCCAGAUCAGCCAGACGCCAUCAGCGCAAGGGCUGGCUGAUGCAGACUUCUACAUCGGUGACGAGGCCUACAAGCUCAAGGACUCUCCGAAUUACUUGCUUUCCUCGCCCGUGUCCAAGGGAAGGAUAGAGCAUUGGGACGACAUGGAGCGCUUCCUGCAGCAGGCGAUUUUUCGCAGCUUGCGCUGCAUUCCAGAGGAUCACGACUUCCUCCUCACAGAGCCGCCCUUUAACACCCCAGAGAACCGGGAGCUGAUGGCGGAGAUGAUGUUCGAGACCUUCAACGUCAAUGGCCUCUACAUCGGCGUGCAGGCUGUUCUGGCCUUGUACGCUCAAGCGGUUACCGAGGAACAGUACGAGGGCAGCAGCCCGAACCUGACUGGCUUGGUCGUGGAUUCCGGCGACGGCCUUUCUCACGUGAUCCCGGUGGCAGACGGCUACGUCAUCACCUCCUGCAUCCAGGAACUGCAGAUUGCUGGCAAGCACGUCACGCAGUUUGUCCACGACAUGAUCUGCGACCGCGGCGAGCCUGUCCCUGCCGAGCAGCGCAUGGAUGCGGCUAGGCAGAUCAAGGAGAAACACGCCUAUCUGUGCAAAGACGUGGUCGAAGAGUAUCAGAAGUUUGACCAGGAUUCGCGGAGAUUCAAGACUUUGCAGGGGCACUUCCAGAAAACGAAGCAGGACUGGAAGAUUCAGAUUGGCUACGAGCGCUUCCUGGCUCCUGAGAUCUUUUUCCAUCCGGAGAUCUUCGUUGAUGGGAUGACGACCCCUCUGCCGCAGGUCGUGGAUGACUGCAUCUCGCAGUGUCCCAUCGACUACCGGCGCCGGCUCUACAGCAACGUUGUCCUGUCUGGAGGUUCCACUGCUUUUCAGAACUUCAAGGAACGCUUGCAAAAAGAUGUGCAGCACCUCGUGGACGAGCGGCUACAGAAGGCGGAGCUGAGCACUGGCCGGCGGCCACAGGACAUCGAGGUCCUUGUGCACGGCAGCAAGAAGAGAGCGCAGCAGCGCUAUGCUGCCUGGCUGGGAGGCUCUCUCCUCGCACAGGAAGCCAUUUUCUCGAAAAUGGUGAAGACAAAGCGUGAGUACGAGGAGGUCGGCCCUGCCUGUAUGCGGAGCAGCCCAGUUGUAAUGGGCUGA
Messenger RNA from Symbiodinium sp. CCMP2592, 1587 nucleotides. The record is from the annotation of a GenBank genome assembly. Lineage: Eukaryota; Dinophyceae; Suessiales; Symbiodiniaceae.